CUCGGGCCGCACUCGGAAAAUCAAUGCGCAUGCGCUGCUUUCUUUUUGUCCAAUCAACUGAAAGCGGUUUGGAGAAACGGGUUCGAGAUCAAAGAAACAAUCCUCCUUUUUCCCGUGCCCAAGAUGUCUGCUACGGCUGUUCUUGCGCGUGUCUUGUGCAUCUUGUGCAUGUAUGGUGCAUUAGCGGAGCUUCCAAAAGCUAGAUUUGAAUAUAAGCUAAGCUUCAAGGGUCCGCAUCUUGUACAACGUGAUAAUUCUAUUCCUUUUUGGGAGUACAGUGGAGAUGCCCUUGCUGGAGAUGAAGGUAUACGUAUCACACCAUCCUUACGAAGCAAGAAAGGGUCUGUGUGGUCAAAGAACCCACUUGUAUCACAGAACUGGCUGCUGGAAGUGGCAGUCCGAGUGACUGGGCGGGGCAGAAUAGGUGCUGAUGGCAUGGCGAUAUGGUUCACAAGUCAAAAGGGAACUGAAGGCAGUGUGUUUGGCAGCAGUGACCAGUGGAAUGGUCUCGGUGUUUUCCUGGAUUCAUUUGAUAAUGACAAUCAGCAUAACAAUCCCUACAUUAUGGCAGUUGUAAAUGAUGGCACAAUGUCCUUUGAUCACAACAGCUUGGAGAGUUUUGGGAGUGAUGGGAGCAGUCAGCAGCUAGGUGGGUGCCUUCGUGAUUUCCGUAACAAACCUUUUCCAGUUCGUGUCCGUAUUGAGUAUUACAAGCAAGCCCUGACGGUGAUGGUGAACAAUGGCCUAAGCAACAAACCAGAUGACUUUGAGUUAUGCAUGCGAGCCGUCAACGUUAUUUUGCCACCCAGUGGCUAUCUGGGAGUAUCUGCUGCCACAGGUGGUCUUGCAGAUGACCAUGAUGUGCUGUACUUUAUAACACACACCUUACAUGAACCUGGGGCUGAGACAGCAAAGGUUUCUGAGGAGGAGCGCAGAAAAUUUGAAGCCGAAUUUAAUCAGUACUAUAAAGACCUGGAGCGUGCAAAGGAAGAUUACCAAAAGGAGAAUCCCGACAAAGCUUUUGAUCCCUAUGAUUUGCCUCAGGACAAAUAUUUUGAAAGUGAGAGUCAGCGAGAAUUGAAACAGAUUUUUGACGGCCAAAUGUCCAUCCAUGACACUGUUAGAGAACUCAGUCGCAAACUGGAUGAGCUUCUUGGACGACAGGAGCUAGUUCUAGCCAAGGUCUCCAGCAUUCCUGUAGGACAGAUUCCUGCUGCACAGCAGGGAAGUGUACCACAACAACAGCAGCAGCUGUAUGUAGACACAAUCAAGCGGCAUGAGGUGGACCGUGUCCUGAAUUCACAGACAGAAGUGUUGCAGAAUCUGCGAGAUCUUCGUGCCAUUGUCAAUGAUGUUCAGGCACGGACAUCGGCUCUACAAACUUCAGGGGGUGGAGGUCAGGGUGCUAAUGUCAACCAACAAAUGGCAUUGCAUGAGAUCAAGGACCGACUAAAUGCAGUCAGUAAUGAUGUUUCCUUACUCACCAAGCGUCCACAACCACCAGCGAAUGCAGCAGAGUGUCCCCCUCCCACAGCUGGGUCCUGUGUCACCCAAGUUGUUUUCUUUGUAUCCAUGGCAAUCCAGAUGACUCUUUUGAUUGGUUACAUGGUUUACAGACAAAACAAAGAAGCAACAGCCAAAAAGUUCUACUAAAGAGAUGGGAGCAUAGCUUCAGGGAUCUGAUUGUGUAUGUGCGAGUGUGAGAGUUUUUUGGGGGUGGGGGGUGAGUGAGAACAUGUACAGUGACACGUUAUGUACACCGAGAUAGGAAUGUUCUGAAUGAUAAACAGCUGAAAGCUUGUGCCUUACAUGUUGAAAGCAUUCCAUUAUACAAGUUCAUUCAAGGUACUGUCUAAGUAACAGGCCUUUCCAGGAUGUGUUAAGCACUGCACACACUUUUUAUUUUAAAUCAGUGACAUCUCAUGUAGCUUGUGUUUAUGCAUGUUUUAAUUUCAGAACACAUCUCUGUUGAUAAGGAAUGUUUUAUGUCAUUGGGACUGCAAUGAGAUUGCUUUGCAUGCUCAACAAACUGUUCACCAUCAUCUUGACUAUAAUGCAGUACUGCUUAUUCCUAUUUAUUUCCAGCCAUCUAGUUAAGGCAAGCUGUAGGUCUCUAACAUUUGGCACAUUGACAAAUUACUGCAAAAUAAAACUGUUCCAUAUUACUAAUUACUUAAGUUGAAAGAGGGUUGUUUUGGAAAAAUUCCUGCUAUUUUCCUCAGAUUCACCCUUUUGGCAAGAGGAAAGGGCAGCUCAGAUUUUGUGAGCCUUUAGGUGGCUGUGCAAGUUUUUCCUCUUUUCAUGAAGAUUUGCUCCCCAGUAAAUGUGCAGUUAUUAGUCAUUCAUUAGACAAGCAGAUUUGUUUACACCCUGUCAAGUGGUGGCAUCAGCCCCAGCUAUUUUACUGGUCACAUUUUUGUCAAGAGCUGUGGCUUUUUUAAGGGGACAUUAUUAACAGGAUUUUGUGUGUGGGUGCAAGUAAUUGAAGGAUACUGUGCUAGACACAUUGGGAUUGUGUUUUGAGUAAAUGACUGGAUAAUAAAUUGCAAUACAUAUUAAUAGAAUUAUCACCGAUUGCCUGAUUAUAAGCACAGUAAUAAAAAUCAGAUGUAGGGUCACAGGGUGGGUAGAGACAUUGUUUUUAUGGAUUUGUUAUGGAGCCAACAUCCAAAUUUGUUAAAAUCUACAACUUUUUCCCUUCAUAUUUUAAAUUGAUGUACAUGCAAGGAAUGAAUUGUGGGCAUUGUUACUCAACAAGUUGUGCAGAGUAAACACAUUUAUUGCAUUCUGGUGAUGUUGCCUUAAUAUUUACAAGGUACCAUCUCUGACCCACAUACAUUCCUUGUGUUGACCUGCCUCAGGAAAUGGACAUUGUGUCUUGUUGGCAGGGUCCGUUUUUUUUGGUUUUUUAAUUCGGCUGUUGGUUGUAUUUAGAUAACAUGAUUCUAUUCGUGAUAAUACGAACUACACAUUGGCUGUUGUGGCGGCAAAUCAUGCCUCUGGAGUUCUUCCAUGAAAAUGUUGCUAUAAGUUAAAUUGUGUGUUCACUUCUAACCUUAUGUCAUGUUUAAGGCCGUAUGUGUGCAAAUUCACAUUAUAACAUUGUUCAGGUUUGUGCGUUGUGUCAGAAAUUAGUGCUACAGUAUGUUGCUGUGAGCUUGGUAUUUAAUUAUGUAGUUUUUGUGUCAUGUGUUGGGCUAUGCUUGUGGGAUGAGGAAUAUGGCAGGCAACCCUGCAUGCAGAAUUGAUGUCUUGAGACUUUUUUUUUUUCAUGAAGAAUAUAUUUGGAUCGUGAGAUUGUGCAUAUAAAAAUUGUUGAAAUAUGUUGUUGCCACUAUGAGAGCUUAGGUGGUGCAAACAAAAGCACCACUAAUGCUUCAUUGAGAUUGUGGGGUAGAUGGGGGGUCAUUUUGCACAAGAGCACUGUCAGGUGCUCGCUCACACAUUAUCAUGCAUUUGCACAAGAUUUGCUGGAAAGCAUCACUCAAGAUUGUGUCAAGAUGUAGUGUUCAUGAUUUUUGCAUGGAAGAGGAUAGGAGUCCAUAUGUGAUAGGUGAUUCUUUUAAAGAUACAGACUGAUGGGAUGUAUGGUGAGUCACUAAUUGCUGCAGAUGUUUUUCUGUGAACAGAUUGAGGUAUAUUGUUUUAGAUGAUGUUUUAUAUGUUAAAGGCCCAAAUUCCAUCUAGCAGGAAAGAAUGGUUUGACCUGAAAGGUUGCAUAUUAAUCUAGAUGGUAUUAGUGUGUUUGGAAUACAAAAUGAUAUCUUAUGUAUUAAAGGCCCAGCUUUUUUCCAUCAUUUGGCAGGAAAGAGUGGAAGUCUAGUGUUGAUCAUAUAGAUUAUGCUCAGAACCACAGACUACAGGAACAUGGUAGUCUGGACCUUACCAGCAACUGCUACUUAUGCAGUAAACUUCAUCUUAGUGCAGUGUGAUCAGACUUUGUGUUAAAGAUUUGUCUCAGACUUCUAGUACUGUUCUUUGUACCAAAAAUUCUUGGUGUCAAGCCAAAUUUUUUUUUUUUUUUUUUCAUCUCUUAAGUGCAAGAGGGUUAUUAUCUUCAGGCUUUACUGCUAUAAACUUAUUGCUUGCUUAGGUGAUUGCAUCUUCUGGAUACUACCAGUCAGGUCUGCUCCAUUUCAACAGAUUUUGAAUUCCCAUCUCCCCUUUAUUGUGUGACUGGGAUUAUGUGGUUACAUAGCUUCCAGUCUUUAGAGAGCUGGGGUUGUUCCUCUCGAAUCCUUUCAUGUGUUUCUCUCUAUUAUUGCUAAGACAUUUUGCCAUUGCUGUCUUCACUGGCAUUGUUUUCUCUGUCCUGUUAAGCUUAGAUGUAGUAUUUUUGGUACAUUGACACUGGUCAUGUUUUGAAGUUGCUUUAUGUGACCAUAUUGUAGAGCAUGUCUUUUACAGUAUAUUACAUAACUAGAGUUCUUGUGUUUCAAAAAUACUCUUUGAUACAUGCCUGAUAAUUUAGAAGUUCAUUUAUUUUACUUUUUUUUUUAAUUUGUCCCUACCUGUAAACAGCAAUGUAGGACACAUGGAAUUAUUGUUCAGCUGUGUAAAAUUGUGGUCGAAUACAACUAUGUAGUAGUAACUAGUAGGUUUGUUUGUUGUUUUUUUUUUUGGGGGGGGGUGUUUCGGGGUUUGUUUUUUUUUUUUUUUUCCAUGCCAUGCUUAGCUAGAGAUUUCUUAAAUGUCUCACGCUUGUCUCCCUUUCCGUGAUCAUCUGUGACUGUAUGCAAGAAGGGAAAUGCAUUAAUUUCUGUUUUUUGAAGUGUACCAAAAGGAGACAUUGCUCCCUCCUAAACUGGGAUAUCGGGCCUUCAAAAGAACCAUUUUUGGUCUACUAAUUGUCUUCCAGCUAGGCAGAGUGGAAGCAGUGAAUUGUGAGACAUGUAUACCAGAAGAGUGUUGAGCCGAAACAUGCACAGUUCGUGGAACCAGUCACCACCUCUUGCGUACGCCUAUUUCGAAUUAAGGAGAAUCCCACACAGUUGGUUACUGUAAUAGUCUUUCCAGUGAUUGCCAUACCUUAGCUAUCUUCGGGUCAUUACCUGUAUUGAUAUUGUCAAAGUUCGUGUUAACGCACGCCUGCUGUGUCAACUGUGUUCAGGUUUUGUUUGUGCGCGUGUUUUUGUGUUGUGUGUGUGGUUUUUAUUUUUUUGGUGGGGGGGAGAGGCUGUGUAAGUAAAAUAGUUUUCAAAAUGGACCUGUCUUUAGUUUUUGCUCAUCCCUCUACCCCUCUCAUUCCCAUGCGUAUUUAUAUUUUUUAAGCUCUUUUUUUUUUCCAUGGUGGAGGGCAUGUUAAUCGCAUGGAGCGGAAGUAGUCAUUAUCGUAUUGAAAAUAAACAUUCAAUCUUAACGUGA
Pomacea canaliculata is the source of this 5364-nucleotide messenger RNA. RefSeq names its product protein ERGIC-53-like. The record is from RefSeq and is a predicted model, not a curated record. Lineage: Eukaryota; Metazoa; Mollusca; Gastropoda; Architaenioglossa; Ampullariidae. Gene Ontology annotation, cellular component: endoplasmic reticulum-Golgi intermediate compartment; COPII-coated ER to Golgi transport vesicle; endoplasmic reticulum membrane. Bases 124 to 1653 code for a protein of 509 amino acids. The transcript has 16 exons. Gene Ontology annotation, molecular function: D-mannose binding. Gene Ontology annotation, biological process: Golgi organization; endoplasmic reticulum to Golgi vesicle-mediated transport; endoplasmic reticulum organization.